AUGGCUGGAAGAAAUGAUCACGCUAUUGCUGAAGCUUUGGAGUCAGUGCCUCAAGGGUUGCAGGGUCAGCAGAAUCAGGUUGGUGAUGAGUUCAGUGGUUUGGGGAAAUUUCAGAGGAAUGAUCUGCGAACGUUCAACGACAGGUAUGAUUUGGAGGGUGAUCAAGUGUGGCUUAGAGAGAUCGAGAAAAUUUUCUUAGUGAUGGCAUGCAUCGAGGAACAAAAAGGGUCUAAGUGCAUUAAGUUUGAAAAUGGAUUGCAACCUGAGAUUAAGAAAGACAAUGGAAAUAAGGAGAUUCGUAGGUUACCAACGCUGGUGAAUAAGUGUAGGAUUUAUAGUGAGGUUUGCAUGGCUAGUUCCGCUCACUACAAGAGUGUUAGUGAGAGGAAGGGAAAGAAUUGGUAUUGUGGGAAGCUGUAUAGUGCUCCAACUGACAAAGGGAAGCAUAAAUCUUCAUAUGAGGAAAAUAUAAGUAGGGGAGAGACUCUCGCUUAUGCUAAGUGCUUCAAGUAUGGCGGGGUGGGUCUCCAUGCUAAUAAGUGCAAGAAUAAUGUUCUGAGGUGCUUCAAAUAUGGAAAGACGGAUCACCGUAUUGAAGAUUGCAAGAGUGUUAAGCCGACUUAUUACAACUGUGGCAAAUAG
Lathyrus oleraceus (garden pea) is the source of this 642-nucleotide messenger RNA. RefSeq lists its product as uncharacterized. Gene Ontology annotation, molecular function: zinc ion binding; nucleic acid binding. NCBI's taxonomy places the organism in Eukaryota, Viridiplantae, Streptophyta, Magnoliopsida, Fabales, Fabaceae. The record is from RefSeq and is a predicted model, not a curated record. The transcript is spliced from 2 exons. The coding region runs from base 1 to 642 and encodes 213 amino acids.